Drosophila hydei is the source of this 1633-nucleotide messenger RNA. Its product is annotated as probable NOT transcription complex subunit VIP2. The record is from RefSeq and is a predicted model, not a curated record. The transcript is spliced from 2 exons. Gene Ontology annotation, cellular component: CCR4-NOT core complex; P-body. Gene Ontology annotation, biological process: regulation of stem cell population maintenance; nuclear-transcribed mRNA poly(A) tail shortening; regulation of DNA-templated transcription. The coding region runs from base 110 to 1513 and encodes 467 amino acids. Lineage: Eukaryota; Metazoa; Arthropoda; Insecta; Diptera; Drosophilidae.
GAAAAGUAAUAAGGAAACGAGACGUCGGAAAGAGAAACUAAUACAUUCGAAAGCUGCAGUCAAAUCAUCUGUUUCCAUUUGGAUUAAUUUCGUUCUUGUCCAAUCAAAAAUGAAGCGUCACAAUGCAAAGGCGAUUGCGGCAGCUGUUGCCAUUGCUGCGGCAGCUGCGGCCUCCGCCGAGGGUAAAAAGAAGACAGAGACCAAACUGAAUCUGAACUCCUCGGCGCUCUACGUGGAUGUGGUUAAGAAUAUGUCCAGGCCCGACUGUUCGCCACCAGCGACGCCGCCGCCGCCAAAGUUUACCAUCUUGCGGGAGGACUUCCCAGCUCUGCCGGGCACUCACGACGAUUUGCGUGGCAGCAACUGUGCAGCCGUGCCGGAUGACUGGACAGCCAUGAUCAGUGACGACGAUGACGAGGAGGUGUUGCAGCCACCGUCGCCGGACAGCGUUAGCGAGCGUGCCCUGUCCGUGCUGGACGCGGAGCCGGUGCCGGAUUUGCUCGUCGAGCUGCACAGCAGCGGCAGCAGCAACGGCUGUAAAAACAAUUCCUAUUCCAGCGAGCACGAAACCCUCGAGCAUGAGCUGCCAGCGGUGGCACUUGUGGCCGCCACCACCGAAUUCAAUAAUAGCCCCGUCGAGCUGUUCUCGCCGGACAGCGAUUUGUAUCCGAACUACUUCGAGGGUGUCAGCAGCGGCAUCUUCGACAAACAGUUCCUGGCCGCUGGCGUGAGUCAACGCGCCUGGACGCGCCAGAAGAGAUGCGAAACAGUGCCCAACAUUGGGCCGCCGCCUGGAUUUGAGAAUACCAAAUUCUAUGGGCGGUUGCGCACCAAUCGCAUGGGCGUGCCGCUGGGCGGCGUGACCUUUGACAUAACACCGCCGCAGCCGAAUUACAGACGCUUUGAGCGUUCCAGCAAGAGCAGCAUGGAAAGUGCUUAUGGCCUCGCCGGAUUGGCGAGCAAUUUGGAGGCGGCACAGCAGCAUCCGCAGCUACUGUCACAUAUCUUUGGCCAUGAGGCAGCGGGUCUGAAUGUGGAUGCGCAUUGCUGUGCCUGCGAGGCAAACAAAUUGCACGCCUGUUUCGCCGGGCCGCUGCAGGGCGGACGCUGCGCUCCGCAUGAGGUGAACUUUGAUGUGCCGUUGUACUAUAGACCCGCUGGCGGGCGUGAGCUGCCACAGCCGAAGAUCGAUCAGAUGGAAGUGGAGCUGUUGUUCUUCUUUUUCUAUACAUAUCCGGGCGACAUGAUGCAAAUGCUGGCUGCCGCCGAGCUGGCCGAACGCGGCUGGCGCUUUCACAUAUACGAACGCCUCUGGAUUCGGCGCCAGGCCGACAAUCCGCACUACAUCAUCUGCGACUAUCAGGAGUCCGGCGAAUACAACUACUUCAACAUGGUGCACUGGAAGAUAUUGGCGCGUCACUUCGAUCUGGUGCCCGAGCAGCUGGAGCGCACCAUUACCAAGGUCGAGCUGCGCGACCAAUACGGCUAUCAUCCGCAGAUGAGCUUCUUCUGAGCCAGGCGACACUUCAGGUUUUUAUCCUUGGCGCGGCGAUUCAUGCAUUCUAGUCGAGCAUCGGCACUAUGGCGAACCAAUUGUUACCAUGCUCAAAACACUAUAUACUAUAUAUAUAAU